AUGGAUCAAGUGCGGUCCUGUGGCUGCAGUGCAGGAAGCUGAGAAAGGUUGGGUGUGAGGUAAAACCUGGUGGCAGAGAUACCCCGCUCCUCCUAACGGUGCAGCCGAGGCUCCAGCUCUCUCGUGUUUUAAAAAUGAAAUAAUAUAUUUUAUGAAAUGAGUUUUCCAUUUUAUAAUAUUAAAUGCAUUCUUAUGAAACUCUUUCGUUAUUUGCUCAUAUGAGCUAUCGACUUCCCUCCAUCCUGCCUCAUGGUUUUCAUAAUUCCAGAUUCAGGUAGGCAGCCGUGUUGGUCUGACGCAGUAGAAAUAUAUAUAUAUAUAUAUAUAUAUAUAUAUAUAUAUAUAUAAAUAAAAAUGUCCAGUAGCACCUUAGAGACCAACUAAGUUUGUUCUUGGUAUGAGCUUUUGUGUGCAUGCACAAAAGCUCAUACCAAGAGCAAACUUAGUUGGUCUCUAAGGUGCUACUGGACAUUUUUUAUUUUUUCCCAAUAUAUAGUCAUAAUUCCAAUUUUACGUCAUAGCAUUUGUACCUUUUCCAGUUUACGUUUCCCUCCUUUAUUUUAUCACAUAUUUUAAAUAAAUGUAAAACGAUAAUAAACAUUAUUACAAGUCUUCUUACAACAACCCUGCUAGUGUUGUUAUUUGUUUGCAAUUGUCCUUCCUUCAAAUGUUGUACAAAUUCACUCCAAUCUGUUUUGAAAGCUUGAUCACAAUGGUUUCAGAUUUUCCAGGUCAGCCUCGCCAGUCAUCUUCAUCUGCCAUUCUUCGAUUGUUGGUAUUUCUUGUUCCUUCCAUUUUUGGGCUAAUAGAGUUCUUGCAGUCCAUUUCCGUCGGUUUUGAUAUCGCUUCAGAAACUCUAAUAUCCUUAAGAGCAUAGAAAUAAACUUUAUUGUAAUUUAUCAGGCCAUCCAGCAUGGUACUGUCAAUACCACCAUGGGCCCCAGACUACAACUCCCAUCCUCUCUGUCCAUUUGACUGAAUUAAUCUUUUAUUUGCAUCAGGCAUCGGCCAUAGCAAUAAAACGAUACGAUAUACAAAGAAUAGAAAUAAAGGGUCACUUAUAUAAAAUACAUUUUAGGGUUUUGAAUCAAUAGUCAAAUAGUGGAUCUUAUUCUGAUUGCCCCAGCUAAAAACCUUGCAGCCUUUGCUGUCACCUGCUCAUCUUGGUCUGCCAAGAGAAAGGACACUGUGGUAGUGGUUGGGCGUCCCGGAAUGGACAAUAAAAUGGGUGAAAACCUCAUUCCUCAAGUCUUUAUAAAGAGUGCAAGUCAGAAGGGCAUGCCAUCUCCACAGGGACAUAAGCGAUUUUUUUGUGGAAUCUGUUGGAAUCGUCCCUCAAGUACAGCUGAGGGCAAUACAGUCAAUCUUGCAAGAGUAAAAGCACGUCUAUAUUUUAGAAUUCCUAGGUUAUGCAGAUAGGGUGAUCCUCUCUGACCAUUGGCUAAGCUGGCUGGGGAUGGUGAGAGUUGUAGUCCAACAUCUGGGCACCAGAGGUUCCAUGAGCUCUCUGGGGUUUGGGGCAGGGGACAUUUCCAGGUGGUGCUGAGAAUUGAACCUGGAACCUUCUGCAUGCAAAGCUAAUGCUCUAGCGUUGUGGUAUGGUUGUUCUCAGAUGUGUUAGUUUAUUGUUGUUCUUUCAACCAUUGUGGCCAUAUCAACUACUGGUUAAAAAAAAUACACACUAAUACAAUUUAAAAAACCACCCAUCAACCAAAAUAUAUGUUUACGUUGACAUACACCCAUAAUAAUACAGUGGUACCUCGGGUUACAUACGCUUCAGGUUACAUACACUUCAGGUUACAGACUCCGCUAACCCAGAAAAAGUGCUUCAGGUUAAGAACUUUGCUUCAGGAUGAGAACAGAAAUUGUGCUCUGGCGGCGAAGCAGCAGCAGGAGGCUCCAUUAGCUAAAGUGGUGCUUCUGGUUAAGAACAGUUUCAGGUUAAGUACGGUCCUCCGGAACGAAUUAAGUACUUAACCCGAGGUACCACUGUAUACAAAAGGUUAAAAAAGGAAAUAAUUGAAAUAUUAAAAAAUAAAGGAACUUAGACAGUAUGUUUGUUCUCAUCCUUAGUUAAAUUUACCUCUGCAUUUUCAAAGGUUUGGUAGUCUUCAGUGGUGUCUCUAACUCAGGCAUAGGCAAACUCGGCCCUCCAGAUGUUUUGGGACUACAACUCCCAUCAUCCCUGACCACUGGUCCCUGACCACUGGCCUUUAAAAAGUAUAUUUAUAUGCAAGAGGGAAGUAUUGGCAGUCUUGGGGGAACCCCCAAGGUAUGGGGCGCAUCCAAAAUACAUAAAAUACUAAGAACCCUCAAGGGGGAAAUUGCCAAAUCAUCCCACUGAUAACUGAGCAUGCUCAGUGACUACAUUGGGAGCAAUACCUGGAACACUGCAUUGGAGAGGAAAUGGAACAAAGUAGCCUGGAUGAUGAAGAAGAAACACUUCACACUGCAACAUAUUUAUUUAUUUUCAUAAUUUAUACCCCACGCCUGAGAAAUAAGUUUAUGUUUCCAGGGCAGCUAACAGCAUAGUAAGAAAUGAAAAUGUAAUAAUCAUUAAUAAUAAUACAAACAUACAAACUAAUACAGUAGAUUUAAACAAAGCAACUACAGCCCAUUCAAAGAGACAGUAAAAUCAAACGUUUGAGUUAAAAUGCUUACAGUAGCAGUUCUGUAUAUUUCUGCUGCAUAUCCCAUUUGAUCAUGUAAAAAGGCAAAGUUAAACUUGAUACAGAGCUACAAAUACAUACGGUAACCUCAUUUAGAACACACAUAAUGUAAUUGAAAAGUAAAAGGACUUGCAAGUGCACACUUCUGUUGCACUUUGCAGAGGCUUCUUGUUUAUCAAGAAAUAUUCUAGGCUGCUGCUCAUCCAAAGGGUCAUACAUAUAGACCCAAGUCCCAAACAGGGUGAAGUGGCCACCUCAGAUGGCAUCCUCAAGGGGUGCCACCCCCGUUCCACCACCCAGAUGGACUGGCAGCAAAGCUCUGCAGAAUGCCUCUCCACCUGCCAAGUAGGCAAAAAGGGAGGUGUUCAGCCACCUAGCAGUGCGGUGGAGUUUUGCAAUGGUAGAAUAUCACAAGGUAACCACCUUGUGAUAGUGCUGCUGAAUGCGAGCAUAUGACAAUCACUUCUGAAAGAUCUGCGCUGGUUGUAUUUAAGAUUUUGCUGAUGCUGUUUAAAGACCUAAACAACUUGGGGCCAGGCUACCUGAGAGAGCACCUUCUCCCGUAUGAACCUGCCUGACCACUGAGGUCUGUAAGUGAAGCCCUCCUGGUUAUACCGCAGUCUGUACAUGUUCAUCUUCUGGUAAAUAGCAGGAGGGCUUUCUCGGCCAUGCCAGCCACUCCAUGGAAUCACUUCCCCUGAGAUUAGGCAAGCUCUGAUGGUAAUGUGUUUCUGACACUUGUUGAAGACCUAUUCAUUUACUCAGCCUUUCAGCCCCAUUAAGUGGUUUACUGCAUUUUAGUUACUUGUGAAUUCUGAUGUACAUUUUAUCAUAUUGGUUUUCAUGUACUUUUAUUUUAGUUGGCCAUGUCUCUAUAUUUUUGACCGUGGGCGGCAUAUAAAUGGUAUUAAUAAACUGCAAUGUGGAAUGUCAUUUUUAAUGUACCAUGGUAACAAGAAAUAAGUUUCCAAAAAAUGAGUGAUGAAUAACAAUACAGUUAAUUAUGUGUAGAACUCUUAACUGUAGAAAGUAUGAAGAACAACUAUGCAUACUCUAUGGAUUAGGAAAUUAUGAGGAAUGUGUAUAAAGGCUCCAAGAAAAAUGUACAAGCGUGGGAAAGACGAUAACCUGCUACAGUCUAUAAUUAGUAUGUUCAUUUUAAUUCCCAAAGGCUAGAUUAUUUCUAUUUGUUAUUUAAAGAUUGCCAUUUUUCCUAUUCAGGAAGCAUUCAGAAUCAAAGUCAAACCAUUCCAGAGUUUCCUUUUGGUUGGGAUACUCUCUGGAAUUCUUCUUAACCUAAACUAAAUCUAGAGCCUGUCUUUCUGCUAUACAGACAUUCAAGUCAAAUUUGUAAGCCACCAUAGCACAAUAUGAGAAGCCCCUAACAGAAAUGAGCAGUUUGUAAAUGCACAUAUAGUAAAGAUGACACGAAUAGCAAUUAAAACCAGUAAUCACAUUAAUAUCACUGGGCAUAGAUGGCUGGGGAUUGUGUCUGGGCAGGGAAUCCCACAACUGGGGUCAGGGCCAGACAGACCAUGCAAGCAGGGGGAAGCCUGCUUCAGGUAGCCAGGCCCUCAGAUAGAUUCAGAGAGGCCUGAGCUACUUCCAGCUUUUGACGCCCUUAGCCAUAAUAAAAAUAAAAAAUGAUGAUGCAUUUAAACAUAGUAAGGUACCUCCUUUCAGAAAAAAGAGGAGUUGUUUGUUUAUAGGAACAGCUGGUCUAAGAGAGUUCAUUGAUCACUUCCUGAUUAUGUGCCAACAGAUCAGAUAGGGCUUUUUGUUAUUUGAUAUCAAUUUAACUAAUAAAGAGUUUAAUAUGUUCAAAUCUAACUUAUCAAAUCCUAUCUCUAUCUUGAAUCUGCAGCUCUAAGCUGAGAGUGUUUGUCACCUUUUGGUUCAAUGCACAUAAAAACAAGCUGUGAAGCUUAUCAAAUGUCAAAAACUAAUAAGCAUCUAAAUUUAAAGCCCUCUUUGAGCUUGAAGCCCACCCUGGUCCUGCCUCCGAUUGACUCUUCCGGCAGCACCAUGAGGCAGGGAGAAUAAAUGAAGGCAGAAAUCGGUAUAUGGAUGGUGCAACAAAACUAAACCUUGGCCCUAGCAGGAGGGAUGAUAGAUAGCUUAGGGAACAAGACGACGGUGCAGAACCAUGUAGCAUAAAUGCCACAGUUGAGCAUUUGUCCCUGAGCAACUUCUGAAAUAAUACCAGUAAGAUAUGAACAGAACCACCAGGCCUGGUGCAUCCAACUCCCGUUCCAGACAGAAAGGCCAGAAGCAUAAGAAAGGGUGCACUCAGUCUCGGAACAUGCCAUCCACUAAAGUUGCCAAAAUCAUUUCAAAACUAGUUUGGAAGCAAGAUGGAAAUGAGACCAGAUAAUCUGUAUCCUCCAGACAGAAGUUGCACCAAAAGGAUUUACUGAAGGCAAGGAUCAAAGAACUAGCCCCAAUAAGGAAGACAAUUAAAACUCAGUAUAUGAAUGUACAAAUCACUUCAUCUUUGCCUUACUUGAAUAGCCAUUACCUUACUUGCUAAUGCUAUGUGCCAGUAAAUAACACCUGACAGUGUGGUCCUGUACAAGACUACUUAAGAGUUCAAGGGGGCUUACAUUCUGGCAAGCAGGUAUGGAAUUGUACAGGACUUCCAACAAAGGAAACUGAAUCACCUAGUGACAAGCAAUUGUUAAGAUGGAUGGAGAAAGGACUGGACUUCAGAAAACAAAAAUUGUUUUGUUAAGCUAUCAACUGUGAAAUCUAGAGCCACUAUAGACCCCAAUACUAAAUACAUUUAUUUGGAAGAAAAGCCUAUAGAUGGAGUAUGUGCGUUUAGGAAUGAGUGGUAUGAUUGUGUAAAUAUAGAGGAUAAAUAAAGCAAACUGCAGGAUUGUGGUUCACAAACAUUUCUUCUGUUACAUGCUGGACUGUGUGUUUUGAUCCACUUUCAUUAUUGGAAUACUAGAUUUGGAACGUGUACUGCCACAAUUACCGCUAUAUAGGAGGUUCAACAUUUCGAGUUGUCAUCAUCAAAAUGAAGGCCACAAUCCAAUAGAGUCAAGUACACUUAAAACCAUUAAUUUCAACAGGCUUAAGUGCUCUUAAUGCUUUCUUGGAUAGUCACCAAACUUUUGCUCAUUCUGUUUAUGUAUGCACAGAAAGAGACCAAUUUAGUUUGACGUAUGUGAAUAGUGAUUCAUUUUAUUAAUGUCUCCUGAAACAAUAUAAAACAGAUGACCUCUUGAAUUAUGACAUUUAUCCAAGAGUACAUCUACAAGUGAAACUAAACUGAUACUUUUCAUAUUUGCCUGCAAUCAUUUAUAAAGAAAUAGCAUAAAGUUGUCCUUGUAAUUACCCUCUUUUCCUUAAAUGUUAUUACUUUUGCAGUAAAAUUCUCAGUCAUGUUACAUACCCAAUGAACAUUUUGAUACGAGUAUGAUUAUGAUGCUUUAUACAUUUUAAUGGUGUUUGGUUUGACUAGGAAUGGACAACCUUGACAGAGUAUGCACUCAUAUAGUUGUGCUUUUCCCUUUUUUUUCAAUCUUCUGAAAGGAGAUAUGUCAUAUAUGAAUAUUAUUCCUUUCCCAUGUUGCCUUGUACCUUUUGCUGUGGGCUGCUACCAGCUUGAAUAUACAGUAGACAAUACCACGUUUAGAGGGUUUUUAUUGACCUUGAAGAAAUGCAAGAGUGUAGAGAGUAAUUUGUAGCAUUGCAUAUUUAGCAUUAUUGGACAGUUGGAGCGGAUCCACUCUCCAAGUGGUAUACAUUUUAAAUUACAUUUUUCUGCAGCCCUGAGAACCUGAACACCAUAUUUUUUAAAUAUACUGUAUAUAAUCUUGAACUAACAUUUUUGGGUUCCUUGCUACAAAGACAGAAGACUGCAAUUCUAAAUACAAUUAUUAGUGAUUUGGCAUUUAUGUAUAGGAUUAAAUAAAAAAAUCCUUCCAGUAGCACCUUUAAGACCAACUAACUUAGUUGGUCUUAAAGGUGCUACUGGAAGGAUUUUUUUUAUUUUGACUAUGGCAGACCAACACGGCUACCUAUAUGUAUAGGAUUGUACAAGUUCUAACUGGAAAAUGUUCUAAUCCCCCCUUAAAGUUAUCUGUUAUUAAAAUGCACUUUGCAACCUGUGCACUGAGAUCUAAUCUCCAUCUUUAUGAACAUUUUCAUUCUCAACAGCUAAAUUAUUGCAUUAGUAAUUUUCCUUGGAGUACUGUGGUUUCUAAGGGGCUAUUAUAUAUAACUGAUUCUCCAGCAGAGGUCCCUUGAAAAAGGGAAAUCUUGCAUAUUUUCUUCUUCUAAUGGACUAUAUUAGCUGCUAAACCAAGGAUAUAUGCCUAUCAAAGAUGUUCCAUUCCUUGAAAUCCAACUUAAGCUGGGAAACUGAAAAACAUUGUCUUAAAUGCCCUAGAAAUGGAGUAGCGAAACUUUUUUUUAAGUGUUUAAUGAGUCGGUGGCAUUAUAUACUUUACAUCAGGAUGGCUACUAUUGGGUUCUCUAGCUGCUGUUGGGCCCUCAGUUCCCAUCACCUCUGGCCAUUGGCCAUGCUGGCGAGGGCUGAUGGGAGCUGGAAUCCAACAUCAUCUGUGGUGGGGUAGCUAGCACUGGACUAGGGCCUGGGAGACCAGGAUUCAAGUCCUCAUUUUGCAGUGUAGUUCAAUGGUGACCUUGGGCCGUUUGUGAGAAUAAAAUGGGAGAGCAGAGAGAACCAUGUAUCCUUGGAGGAAAGGUGGGGUAUAAAUGUAAAAGGAAAAGUAAAUAACAAUAUUUGAAGGGCCACUCCUGCUUUGCAUAAAGGAGACUACCGAGGGCUCUCUGUUAGCAGCGCACUUAACGCCCCUUAAAAUGUUCCUGUCAGCACACUACUUAUUAAUGGUGCGUCAUGUUUUGUCUGCAGAACAGAAGCAAAACAGGUCGGGGCACCGGCCAUUUCCCUGGGUAACUUUAUAGAGCCCCAAAACACCUUUAGGCAGGCAACCUCUUUCUGACACUUGCACUUCUCUCUGCCGUUGUGCUAGGGGCUUCACGUCACACACAAUUCUGUUCCAGGGCUCCUUGCCCUGAUGAAAAUUCCUGGGUGGCAAACAUGAAAACUGCCUUCCAAAGAGAAGCGGGUUUGUCAAAGUAAUAAUAAUAAAUAAAUAAGAAUAAAAAUGUGCACCCUACCAUUGAGACCAUUCCAAUGUAACUAUCCAAUCUCCCAAAAUUUUAACACCUCUUGCGAUGGUUUGACCCCUUUCCGUAUUUAACAGUACGAAUCCUACAAACAUCUUCUAUAUCUCCUCAAAAUAAUUUCUCCUGCAUAUUCCGUCUUACCUUAACGGCACAUGUUAAUUUAUCGUUAAUAGCUAUAUCCCACACCGCUUUAUACCAUUCUUCCAUUUUAUAUUCCCCUUGCCCCUUCCACUUCCUAGCUAUAAUAAUUUGCGCAGCUGUCAAUAUGGUAAAUUGGUGAGCAAGUCCUUCAUAGUCUGCGAAUCUUCCAUAAAUUGAUAAUAAUUCAAUCUCUGGAUUUUGGGUCAGCUUUAACCCAGUGAUUUCUGUUAUCUCCUUAAACACCCUUUGCCAUUAAAUAAAUAAUAAUCUUCUGCAUAUCCAAAUUAACUUAAUUUGCUCGUUUUUUCAUCUACUUUAAAUAUAUACGCUUAUAAAACUGCAGAUUAUUACAAUAAUCCUGCCAAUGUUCUUAUCUGUUUACAAUUUAUCUGUAAAUAUUCAAUAAACCAUUUUCAUUCUUUUAUAAAAAGUUUGUUAUCUUGAUUUCACCAUUUCUGCAUAUUCCAUUACUUUUUGUAUCCAUUUUUCCUUUGCUGGGACUUCUGCUUCUUCCCAUUUUGGGGUGAGUAACAUUCUUGCCGCUGUAGUAGCAUACAUGAAUACGUUUCUAUACAAUUUAGGUACUGUAGUUCUGUCCCUAUAAUUCCCAAAAGAAAAGCUUCUGGGUUUUUUUACAAACAUUAUUUUAAACAUCCUUUUCAAUUCAUGAUAUAUCAUUUCCCAGUAAGCUUUAAAGUUACUACAAGACCACCACAUAUGAUAAAAAGAACCUUCUCUUUACAUUUCCCACACUUAUUUGAUUUAGAUUUAUACAUUUUUGCCAAUUUACUCGGUGUUAGAAACCACUGAUAUAUCAUUUUCAUAUAAUUUUCUCUUAGACCAUAGCAUGCUGUAAAUUUUAUAUCCAUAUUCAGGGUAGGUUUUAUUUAAAUCAAAUCGAUUUAAAUCACUAGUCAGUAAUACUUGAUUUAAAUCAUUUUUAUUUUUUUUACAGAAAGACUCAUUCUUGCUGGUAUAAUUUUAAUGUUAACCAGAUGAAUAAUAAAUUUUCAGAGUAGUUUUUACACUUAUAUCAAAAAUUACUGAUUUGGUUAUACUAUUAGAAAUACAUAGACAGAUAAUUUUGAAAUUACUGUGAGGUUUAUAUGUUAACUUUUUAUAUUUGGACAACUUUUCUGCUGUACUUUAUUGGAAGGAGAAAAAUAACCAUUUACUUAAUAACCAUUUAUUUAACUAAAACAAUAACAUUCUAGCAUAUGCAUCCAUGUUUGUUAACUGAUGUGGUUAAGCGAUUAAAAAAACAACCUUUGAGUUUUAGCACACAUGAAAAACUUAAAACAAAUCCUUAUUUCCUGAUGAAUAGCCUUUGGGCUAUAAUGUAACUUCAGUAGAAAACUAUCUUUAGAAAGAUUUUUCCUCCAAAAGCAUUUUAUUUUAAAAAUCCAAUUUAAUUCAAAAAAUAAUUUUUUUAAUCAUUGAUUUUUAUCCACCCAGCCCAUAUUCCACAAUCAUUCCCAUGCUUCCUUGUCUACAUUUGUCCAAAAAAAUGUAGGUAUUUACACCCCCACCACAUGUGAACAUAAAUCCUUAUUUUUUAUUUACUUCUUCACAAAGAACAUUAUUUAUAACUGAAGGACAACCUGGGUGCUCACUCAGCUUUUGGCUCCCAGGGAGUUGCAACCAGGCCCGGAUUUAGGUUUGAUGAGGCCCUAAGCUGCUGAAGGUAAUGGGGCCCUUUGUAUGUCCAGCUGUCCUUUGUCAACAACAAAUUGUGCUGUUUUUUGUGUGUUGAAUAUAUGCUAUAUGGUAAUUUAUGGACCUAAUAGGUAUCUAAAGCCAUUUGCACAUGUUGCCAUGCAACUAGUCCAUGCAGAAUGUAGGCACCCUAUAUAUAUAAAUGAGCAAACCAGUGAUAUUUUAGGGAGCAGGCUAGCAGGCAGGGCCCAUUACUUACAUCAUAGGAGCCUACACAACACAAAACACUGUUGCUGUAUGUAGGUUUUAUUUUGUUUUUUAUCUUACAUUUUGGAAAUGUACAUCUUUUUUCCCCUUUAACAUUGGGGGACCCCAAGAGAGUGGGGCCCUAAGCUAUAGCUUGUCUAGCUUAUACGUAAAUCCGGCACUGCCAUAUUCCACAAUCAUUCCCAUGCUUCCUUGUCUAGAUUUGCCCAAAAAACUGUAGCUAUUUACACCCCCCACCACAUGUGAACCCAAAUCCUUAUUUUUUAUUUACAUUAUUCGUUCACAAAUAAUGCCCUCCCACCAGAUGUCAAAAACAACUACCAGACUUUUAGAAGACAUCUCAAGGCAGCCCUGUUUCGGGAAGCUUUUAAUGCUUAACAGAUUUUAAUUUUAAUUAUUUUAACAUUUUAAUUAUUUUGUUGGAAGCUGCCCAGGGUGGCUGGGGAAACCCAGCCAGAUGGGCGGGGUAUAAAUAAUAAUAAUAAUAAAUAUUAUUAUUGUUAUUCUUAUUUCUAACCGAAGGACAACCCGGGUGCCCCCUCAGCUUUUGGUUCCCAGGGAGCGGCGGCCACAGCUGCCCGCCCUGAGGGCGACGCGGUCGCGAGCGCGCGGGAGAACUAAGGAGGCAGAGAGCGCGCGGCGGCGGCGGCCGUGCACGCGCGCGCGCGGACGGGGUGGGGACGGAGAGCGCGGUGACGUCUCCAGGAUGCGGACAGGUUCCUUCGCCGCCGCCGCCGCCUGAGCUGUGGGCGGGGCCCGAGGUUCCACUCCUCCAAGCGGCGUUCGGCGGCUGCGCUGUCCGGAGCCGGCCCGCCGCGGCUCACCUGCCUCGCUCCGUGGCCCGCCCGAGAAGAGCCUCCGCCGAGCUGGGCGGACGCGGCUGCGCUGAGGAGGAGCGCCGCCCUUGCCGAAAAGGAGGUGAGGGGAGGGACGGGAGCCUGCCUGGCGGGCGGAGGUCGCGGCGACCCCUCUGAGGAGAAGGAGGAGAGGGGCGCCCAGCGCGGGGAUGGGGGGCGGCUGCCUUGUUUGGCCCCGCAGCUUCUUCUCGUUAAAACCUCCUUUUGACGAAAGGCUUCACGGUCCUCCAGCUUGGUCCUUCCUCCUUUCCCAAAGCUGCUGCCCCCCCCCCACCCCGGGGUAGCUUUGAAAUCGGCCCCGUUGCGUUUCAAUGCGGCGCUCCUGUUUAGUAAACAAACUUUGAUUUAUUGUUAGUGGCCUCAUCGGCUGUUGUUGGUGGCUGUUGUUUUCAAUGGUGGGUUUUUAAAAAAUAUUUAAUGCUGUAUUGUUUUGAACACUCAAUUGGAAGCCGCCCAGAGUGGCUGGGGAAACUCAGUCAGAUGGGCGGGAUGUAAAUAAUAAAUUAUUAUUAUGAUGAUGCUCGGUCCCUAUGCUUUUCCAUUCCACGAGAAGCUCUGGGGGUGGUUUGCGCUGGCAAUAAUAAGAUCAUAAUGCAUUGGCAUUUAAAGAAGGGAUCAGAUCAGUAAGGCACAGGUGGGUCGAGCCACUUGCAGUGUGGGCACCUGUGUAGUGGGAAUUCCCAUAGAACAAAAUAGAACCCACUUCUUGUCCCUACUUCUUGUAUACCCCUUUUAACCAGGCCUGUGUGGUUCUCCCAUAUCCCCAGCCACUUCUCCCGCUCCACUUGAUGCAGGUUUCAUGUAUUCUGGAGAAUGAGAAGCUUGGGCCAAGGAUAUGGGAAGUGUGUACAAGCUUUUCAUUCCCCUAGUGUAGCUGGUAAUUAUCUCUCUCUGUUUGCCUAGGCAAGGGAGGAGACAAAAGUGGCUCUAGUGAGCCAUAGGAGAAACCUCUGGUUGCAGAUUGUGCCUUCACUAUGAAUCAAUCAAGCCCCGAUAUACAGUGAGAGCAGAAGCCAGGACUCAUCAUGAUAUUUUCCAAAGGCCUCCUGAAACAGGAUGGUUCAGAAGGCCUUCGUGAUCUAGCCCAGUAGGUUUCGCAGUUGAGAAUUUCUACAAAUGAGGUGCCACUGUUGGAAAAGCUUCACUUUGAAUUAGUGCUUGCCCUUCUGGGCUUCAGCUGGAGAACUUAGUCAGGCACCCCCAAACUCGGCCCUCCAGAUAUUUUGGGACUACAACUACCAUCAUCCCUAGAUAACAGGACCAGUGGUCAGGGAUGAUGGGAGUUGUAGUCCCAAAACAUCUGGAGGGCCGAGUUUGGGGGUUCCUGAUCUUCGUGCUCGUAUGGGAGAAGGCACUUCUGAGGUACUGUGGACCAGACUGUUUAAGACAGAAUAAUAAGAUUGGUUGUCGUAAUCAUUUUACCCAUAAUAGUGUUGAGUUCAAGAUUUAAGCUUCUUGGUAAAAUGACUAAUCAAAUGAUAUGGGGUGGAGUGACUCAAAGAUCCAGGAAGCCCAUGGUUUGCACAGAGAUUCAGUGUGGCUGAAGGUCUGCAUUUUGAGCAGUUACAAACCUGAGUGACUUUGGAAGAUUGAUUUGGAAGACUGACGCUGUCUUUGAGCAAAUAUAAGCCAUAUUUGUGUGACCUUCAAAACUUUCUCAUAACAAGUUUGGAUUUUAGCACACACUUUCAAAAUGAAUUUAUGUAGUAAAACUGCAAUGUAAAAUGUUUAAAGUGGAAUUGAUUAAUGUUCUCUAAAGUAUUUUUAAACAAUAACUCACUGCUUGCUUGUAUUUUAUUUUGCCAGUCUUGAAAUUACAUUGCAAGUGCAACUAAAAUUAGGUCAGAUACUAUUAAAAUGGUUAAACUCAUAAAGCUGCUGUUCACAGAAGUCACUUCUAUCCACUGGAGAUUUCCCUGAACUGAAGGGAAAGGAACGAGAUUUCUAAUAAUUUCCCCUUUCUACUGCAGUCUGAUGUAGCACCAUCUAUACUUUUCUCAAAGGGCCCGUCAACAACUAUCUGGAACAGAGUUUGGUGUUCAUGAAAGCCUCUGCUGGACCCAAGAGCCUUCUAUGAAUGGAAGAACAUUGUUAGAUACAGCUCAUAGUAAAGUCAAAGCAGUGCAGUCCAUCUGUCAGAUCACAUGGGCCUCCUUUGCAGCUCAUUGCUUGUGUAGGAGAGGAACAGCACCAAGACAAAACUAGGUCCAAGGUACACCAAAAAAUGUGGUUUCUUGGGCCCACUGUGUUUUGAAUGGGGGAAACGGCCUUCCACGUUUUUUACCACAAAGUAAUUUUGAGGAGCAGGAAGAAAAAAAAUAAAGCUUCCUCUUACCUCCUUCAUUAUUUCUUACUGCGAGCGUUUGGGAUUUGGAAGCACUGCAAAAGGACACCAACAAACUAGGCCGAUGCCCUUUAGCAUCACUUGUUGGCAACCACCCAAGACGGUUUGCAUUGCUAACAAAGCUCUUAAGCUCUUGGCUAAGCCCAUCCCCUUGUCCCAACAUAGGGAAAGCGUCAAGUCUGCAGUUUGCAAUAGGCAGUUUUGUUCAUCUGUAGUUACGGGUUUAAUUUUACAAGCAUUGAAAUGAACUGAUUAUGGAAUUCUGAUUAUUUUAGUUUCCAUCAACUCGCCGUAGCCAAAAUGUAUUUGUUCAGCAUUUUAAAAAUUAUUUCAUCAAAAUCAACUAGAGAGAUGGUUACCUUUUCAAAUGGACUGUAUUCUCUGAGAUAUUACAGCACCUUGUUUUUCUUCAUUAUUCUGGAUUUCCCUUAUAGUGUUUUUGACAUGUCAGCUUCAGAUCUUUCAAAAAGUUACAGGGAAACCAAAAGUCAGAGUCUUACCGUGCUUCAUUUGGUUAUCACUAAGACAACUUGCUCACUCCACCCUAGUAUAUGGAUGUGUCUGUCUGAGAUAAUGGUUCUUGUUCUAUGUAAAGGUCUCCAGGAACGUAUCUACUGUCUGCAUAGAUAUCCUUGCCUCACUCGGUUUGCAGAAAGAAGCAAGCUGUCAUUUUGCAUCUGUGAGCGCACUAGAAGUCAAAAGCUGCUUUUUUAUUUCUCCAUGUUGCUGUGAGACUGAUGCACUGAGUGGCUGUAAGAAGAUAAUUCAUGUUAUAUUUGGCCAGAGAUUUAGCUCAUUUAUCCCUUUAUAUUACUAUAUGAGCGAUGAGCCAUUUGCCCUUUAUUUCUUACAGCAGCUAUGUAGAAAUGCUUUUUUGUGGCUGCAUCUCAUUAUUCUGCUGAAAUGUUUGAUCCUGACUGUAUGUUUAAAGCCCUUUAAUUUCAAGGGUUCUUCUCAUGCGGUGGCUACCCAGUGAGAAUGAAUGCUUGAUUCUCUAUGUUUGCUGUUGAACAGCAGCAGCAUGGAAUAAUGUCAUAUAAAAAUUAUUCCCAUGCUAUGGAUACAACAUAUAAAACGUCUCCGAGAAUUGGUGAGUGCUGAUAUUUGUAUAUAGCAAAUGUUGUAGGACCUGUUUAGGCAGAAAACAGACAUUCUGGACGAAACAAAAUUGAGAAAGAAGGAGGGAACGGGAAUGAUGUAAGAACUGUAAGCAGUGUCACAAGACACCGUAUAACAUUAUAACAGUAUAACAUCAAUCCUCAUGAAAGACACUGGCUACCUAUUUGCUGCUAGGCCCAAUUCAUGGUGUUGACUUUAACAUUGAAAGUCCUAAAUGACUUAAGGCCCAAAUACUUGAUGGCACUCCUCCUCAAAUCAGCCAGGUCAGGCCCUAUCGGUCUGUCUUGUGGGCCCUUUGAUUGAUCAUUUAAUUUCUAUACUGCUUAAUAUGUUAAAAAUUGUAGAAGAAAUUGACACGACAGAAACUUUAAAUAUUACAGAAGUUACAUAGACAUUAAGUCUAUCUAUCUAAAUCAAUAGCAAUUCAUUUUCCUUCUGACACACCGUCUCAGCCUCCAGGUUCUCACCCAGGGUCCAAACAAACUCUCAUCUCACCCACAAAAGUCUCACAAGAAGAGUUUCUGGAAACAGCAGACAUCACCCCAGUGCCUCACUUAAGACUUGCGUUUUCUGGGCAGGCGCAAGGUGGAUGGUGCUUUUUCAGACUGCCCACAGCUGUGCCCCUUUAAUACAGCAUGUUUGUUGAGUUUUCUAAGGCAAAACUAUGGGGGCAUAGGAAGUUGGUUUAUAUCUAAUCAAACUAUUGGUUCAUAUAGCUAAGUAUUGUCUACACUGACUGAUAGUGACUGUCCAGGAUUUCAGACAAGGUAAUUUCCCAGCCCUGCUUGGAGAUGCUUCGGAUUGAAUGUGGGAACUGCUUAAUUGUUUUGUAGUAUUUUUCUGUAUAUUAGCUAUACUGCAGAAUUUUGAUUAUAUCUAUUGAGUGGGUAUUUUUGUUUGUAGUAAAUUCAGGUGAGUGUUGUAUCUCCAGUUUUCACCUUCAGUUUUAAAUUUUAUUCGUCCUAUGUGGAAGUGUCAAUACUAUACAUUCAAAAAACAGUUGGUCUAUUUUGGGAAAGGUCUUAAUGAAGUUUAUGAUUUAGAAAAGUGAAAUGCUCAUGAAAACAAAGUCCACCACAGCCAACCACAAAUGAACAACCACACCCUAGGCCAACCCCACCUCUCUCACCACCAAAGGAACACAAGUGAACAGCAGAGAACCUGCACAAGCAACGCUGACACCAAACCCUACAUAUAUUAAGUAAAAUAGAAACAUCGCCACCCCCCCACCCCCACCCCGCUUCCCCCCCCCACCUCUUUCCCCCUUUUCUUCCUAAUGUCUCAACAAAUAAAACUGAUUUGUAAAAAUGUUACAUGGGGGGGGGGAAAUGCGAGAGUGAGGCAUUGCACACAUUUUUGUAAAUCAAGAAAAUCUUUAAGAAAAGAAAAGAAAAGAAAAGUGAAAUGCACUUUAAGGUAUUUGAUACUAUGAAAAGCAGAACAGUAGUUGAUCUAUAUGGAGCAUGAAUUGGUUUUAUAAUACAACAGCCAAAAUCAAAAUAUAGCUGGAAAGGGUGGCUAGCCAAAGAUGUUACCAAACAGUGCCAUGUAGGGAUCUAGCAUUUCUUAGCCAGCAACCUUUAGUUUCCCCCCCAUUUUUAAAAAUUGAUUUCCCACAUUUAUCUCAAAAUGACACAACAAAGCACACACAAAAAAGAAAAACACACCACAAUACAACCUUUGGAGCUUAAGCACUUCUUCCUCCCCCUGCAUAUCUGACUGCAAAGGAACUUCCUGGUUGGUUAAACCACAUUUUCUGUGCUUGGUUGUCAUGGCAAACAUGUGGUUUAAUAAACCAGGAAGUUUCCUCUGAAGCCAAGCGUGAGGAAAGAGGAAACAUUUGAGUUCACAGCUCAUUUAUUUUUCAAGAAACCAUGCAUCUGAGUCGGGCAAUGUCUGAUAUCAACUGACUUCCCUGUCAUGAAUCUUUCGUAUGGGGCAGUGAUUUACAGGGCAUAGGAACACACAGACUGUUUGUUUUUGGCCAGGAUAUGAUCCUCAGAGGGCACUGAGUUGCUUUCAGGGCGAUUUGUCUGACUGUGAGGAUCAAGAAGCAGAGUAAAUAAAGGAUAUUCUCUGCAGGACCUGGGAGAGUUCCUCCUGCAAAAGAAUGGGAUUUUUAGCUAGUAGAUGCAGAGCAUGCAGAUUGCACAAUAUCUGGUUCCCAUACAUUUCUGAAACUCCCCAGGCCUUGGUUGCCUUGAGGAAAGAAUGUGUUAUGUCAGUACAACAUAAUAUUUUUGUGGAUUUUGUCUUUAGUUUAUAAACUCCAGUUUUGCUGAUUUAAGUAAGCUAAGAACUUUUUGGAGUAGAACUGAGGACUAAAUGAGAUGAGUAACUGAUAACUCUCUGAUACACCACCGUUGAAGUAAUGUUUCUCCAGUAAAAAAGGGGGGCUUAUCCAUUAAAAAGGUUAGCUGGAACACAUGGAUGGCACCUUCUUAGUUCCAAUUUGUUAUGAAAAUCUUGAUUUUCCAGUAAUGGUAAAUCCAAGCAAAUGACAACUUGGUGUCUGUUAUGAAAUCAUUUAAAGAAUAAUGACAGUUUAGAGACCCCCAUUAUAAGUAAAUCUUUGGUGAAUAGAAAUUACAGGGGUGAUUAUGAAGCAAAGCAUACUGUUCCAGCAAAGUACAUUAUUUUGAUUUUACUUAGUAAUAUAGUUGAGAAUAUACUAGCAUCUAUUAACAAAAAAAAGCUGCUCACAAAGAUGGAAAAUUCAGUAUUCUGUGAAACAUUUUCCUUUUAAAGAAGGUAUGCAUUCAGUAAUAAAAAAAAUGGAUUUGUUUAGCUGAGAACAACGACUAGAAUUUGAAAAAGCUUUUGGUAUGAAUAGCUUCUUAUAUAUAAUUGCUGAUACCUUGUUUUGAUUGGGUAAUGUUAAUAUCAAGUAGCUUCUAUGAGGGCUGGUCAGAAAAUAUUACAUGUGGCAUUUCCCGAAUGGAAAGUACUAAUUUUCUUCAGGAUUUUGUACGGAGCUGCAGUUUUUUUAAUUUACCAUUUUGGGCCAGAAAUGAGUGAAAAACGUCAGCAUGGCAAAACGUCCCUAUUGCCAAGAGGUACAAUGGUCUCCUAUUACUCUCCCCAGCAAUAUUUUCCACUGAUUGCUUAUCCAUGUCUUUUUCCACAGUCUCUGCCAUCUUUGUCACUGCUACACCCUCUUUAGCAGACACCUUUGCUUUUUGCUUAACCAAUAGCUACAGCUACAUUUUUCCCCUGACAUUUUUGUUCCCAGGCCCUUAUAAGGCUAUAUUUGCUGGCUAUCUUGGUUUCUGCAGAUGGUGUUAUUUCUGCUGUGUUUUCUCAAACAUUAUCCUGUUUCUCACACUAGAAUUUGAGUAUACUUACACACUCUUCUUCUUUUUUCAUUUUUGCCGAUCAUUAGAGAUGUUGCUGUGGAAGAACUAA
Podarcis lilfordi (Lilford's wall lizard) is the source of this 17621-nucleotide messenger RNA. NCBI's taxonomy places the organism in Eukaryota, Metazoa, Chordata, Lepidosauria, Squamata, Lacertidae. The record is from the annotation of a GenBank genome assembly.